Myotis lucifugus (little brown bat) is the source of this 485-nucleotide messenger RNA. RefSeq names its product ankyrin repeat domain-containing protein 26-like. NCBI's taxonomy places the organism in Eukaryota, Metazoa, Chordata, Mammalia, Chiroptera, Vespertilionidae. Bases 45 to 443 code for a protein of 132 amino acids. The record is from RefSeq and is a predicted model, not a curated record. The transcript is spliced from 2 exons.
CUGAAAGUUCUGAAAAAGAAGAACAUCCAUUGCAUGAAAAUUGCAUGUUGUGGGAUGAAAAUGCCAAGCUGAGACUGGAAAUAGACACAGCAAAAAAUCAGAAGCAAGAAAUGGAAAAAGAACAUUUUGAGGACAAUGCACUUCUCAAAGAAAAGCAUGACCAUCUUCAAAAGACAAUAAGAGAAACAGUAUUUCAACACAAUGAGCAGCUUGAAGUUCUGAGAGUUGAGAAUACUGUGCUAAACAGUAAACUGGAGAAUGAACAACAAAACAGAGGAAGACUGGAAGCAGAAGUUGAAUCAUACCGGUCUAGACUGGCUACCGCUGUACAGGAUCAUGAGCAUUGUCAGACAUCAAAAGGAGACCUACAACUUGCUUCCCAGAGAGCAAGAGAUGAAGGGUUUUCUGCAGGAAGGUCAUUCUACAAACCAGUUGAAACUUAAAAAACUCCUAAAAGUUGCAAAACAGAAAUUACAUCAAUGUGA